AUGGCCGCCAAUAAUGCAAAGCCAACCCCAGAAUUCACAUUCACCACAGACCCGGCGGUAUCGUCCUUCAUGGUCCCGUACCAGAAAUAUAUCGCCGACCAGGCCACACGCUCAGGGAUCCCAGAUUACCAAUACGUCGCCGUGGGGGCUCUUGUCUUUUGUCGCUUUCCCGCCUCGAUUUCCACUGUCAGCACCAACGCCAACUACACCGUCGACACAGUAGUCGACACCCACACCGCCGCCGCCGACCACCACAGCAACGGAACCCGGUCUCUCCGCGUCCUCCUCGUCCAGCGCGCCGCGCACGACUCGGCCCCCCUGCGCUGGGAAGCCCCCGGCGGGGCAUGCGACCCCGAGGACACGAGCAUUCUGCACGCUGUCGCGCGCGAACUGUGGGAAGAGGCCGGACUCGUGGCGAAGCGUAUCGGGCCCCUCAUCGCGCCGGGCCACGUCUUUGUCACGCGCGGCGGGAAGAGGGUGUGUAAGUUUGAGUUCUUGGUCGAUGUUGUCGGUGGCCGUGUCAACGACGUCGAAGACGACGACGGCCGGCGAAAGGACGGAGAUGGAAAAGGGAGUGGGAUUUCUCCUAGAAUACCACAGGUAAAGCUAGAUCCCAACGAGCAUGUCAAUUACGUGUGGGCUACAGAGGAAGAGUGUCGCGAGGGCAGGACGAUAGUGGGGGAAAUAGAAUUGGCGUUCACAACGCGGCAGCAAAAGGUCACUUUGCUCGAAGCGUUUAAGGUCCGACGCGAAUUGGAUGGAAUUAAAUGA
Messenger RNA from Fonsecaea nubica, 771 nucleotides. RefSeq lists its product as hypothetical. Bases 1 to 771 code for a protein of 256 amino acids. The transcript has a single exon. Lineage: Eukaryota; Fungi; Ascomycota; Eurotiomycetes; Chaetothyriales; Herpotrichiellaceae. The record is from RefSeq and is a predicted model, not a curated record.